Messenger RNA from Notolabrus celidotus (New Zealand spotty), 1226 nucleotides. RefSeq names its product RNA guanine-N7 methyltransferase activating subunit-like. The transcript is spliced from 3 exons. Gene Ontology annotation, molecular function: RNA binding. The record is from RefSeq and is a predicted model, not a curated record. Gene Ontology annotation, biological process: RNA 5'-cap (guanine-N7)-methylation. NCBI's taxonomy places the organism in Eukaryota, Metazoa, Chordata, Actinopteri, Labriformes, Labridae. Bases 134 to 604 code for a protein of 156 amino acids.
CCCGGAACCAUUAAACCUGAUCACUCUUUCCAGGGGGAAUCAUUAGAGCGACGGACUUGCACUGCAUUUCUUCCGAGAAGUCGUUUCAUUACAUUUAGCAGCCAAGGUAAAACGCACUGACGUUACAGAAAGUAUGACUGAGAAUGAGACUGAGACUACGGAGAGCCAGAAGAAGUACGAGGAGUUGUUUGCCCACAGAUUUUCAUCAGAGGAUAAUGAAUACCAGCAAUAUGUGAGCCGUCCCCCUGACCCCCCUCCCAUGGUUGAGGACUGGAGGAGUCGUGGAGGAGGCAACAGAGGCAGGGAUAACAGGUAUCAAGAUCGUCGUGGAGGCCAUGGGUGGGGAGGAGGCAGAGGUUGGGGAGGAGACCGGGGUUGGAGAGGAGACAAUCGCAGGCAGCACCACUGGCAAGACAGAGACAGAGACAGAGGUCAAGACCGGGACAGAGACAGAGACAGAUUUCAAGACCGGGACAGAGACAGAGACCAAGGUCGAGAUCGAGACAGGCAGUGGGGGCAUGGGAGUGGGUACCAAUCAGGCCCUCCAAGCUCCAACCAGACAUCCAACUCUCAUCAGCAGAGACCACAUUAUGACCGCUACUGAUCUGUGCUUUGAUCUCUCAGGUGGUGUUAGAAUUUAACUGGCUCAUAACUUGUAUUGCAUUACAAUAUGUGCAACUGUUGAUGUUUUUGUGUGUAAGGCUCUCAGUGCCACAACUUCAUAAGUAAGGGCUGGGCAAUGUAUGAAUACCAAUGAUUCACUGUCUAAGUAUAAUAUAUUUAUACAUUCAUAAAUAUAAUUCUGGAUAAACUAUUCAGAUUUUUCUGUGAUAUGAUUGCUGAAAACUAUUUACCUCCACUUUCUUCCAUAAUACCUUUUUUACAUUAUAUUGCUCAGCCCUGUAAUCACAAUACAAUUUCUAACAAGGACACAUUUGCAAUAUUUCAGCUUUCUGGGCAAUUUGUAACAAAAAUCCACCUCAAAUUAAAAUGGAAUUAUGGCUAAGGGUUUGUUUAGUGAUCUGUUAAUUAAGCUGUUUUUUUAAACUUGUACAUGUUUUGAUAUCAGAUUGUUAUUAAUUAUACGGGACAGUAUUGAUGCAGCAGUGCAUCUGACUUUCAAGAAAAAAAAAAUCAUUUUGUAACGCAGUCUGAUUUUUCUGUCACAUCAUUAUAUGCCGACUCUUAUGAACUGAGAUGUUAUCAAUAAACAUGUAUUUUCUUAA